This is a messenger RNA of Aspergillus heteromorphus CBS 117.55, 2687 nucleotides long. RefSeq names its product carboxylesterase. The record is from RefSeq and is a predicted model, not a curated record. Bases 477 to 2462 code for a protein of 661 amino acids. The transcript has a single exon. Lineage: Eukaryota; Fungi; Ascomycota; Eurotiomycetes; Eurotiales; Aspergillaceae.
GCCAAAGCCACUCACACAGCCAAUAUCAGUCCUCCAUCAUGCCAUGGAAGAGCUCCAUUAAUAUGUGGAACUUCGCCUGUCUCUUGCCAAUACCUGGCGCGGCCCUUGACCGUUAGGCCCAUGUCAGGCCCAUCCAAUCAAGAGCCCUGACUGCCGGCAUGCGGUGCCUCUAAAAAAUCACUAUUGAUGCUCUAUCGGGCAAUGUCGUCACACCGAAUCAGACGAUGUCUCCGGAGACUUGCCGGGCAGAUACCCGGGCAAGGGGUGGGAAGACUGCCGGGCAACCCGAAGCCAUACGCAGUCGUGAAGAAUCCCGCCAUUUGGAGACCACUUCUCCAGACUAGUCCCUCCCCGCACCCCACACUAUCUCCAGUUUUCCACGCUUGCGGAACAGUCUUUACCCUUGCCCGUUUGCUUAAAUACCCGAUCAAGCAUGAGGUUUUUUUGGGCAGCAUCCGAGUUUCCUUGCCGUCAAUAUGUGGGGUCGUACGAUUUUUGCAGCCUUGGCUUUACUCUCUGGCUGUGUGCCGGCUGAGGCCAGCCUCACCAUUCUCUUCCAAAACGAUGGCAACUGGACAACGCAUGCCCAGACACCCAGUGCUCUCUUUGUUGAUGAUGCCUUGAGCUACCAGGCUGCCCAAGCCACCUGUGCGCACUACAAUGAAACACUGCUCAGCUGCAAGGACUACGCGGACUUCCACUACUCCUUCACCUACCAGCAGCAUUUGCAGAACAUCAGCCCUGAUCAACUUUUCUGGUCCUCCUGCAGCUCGGAUCGCCCGACAACUUGGGAUGGAGAGGUUUCUAGCACCUCGUCUUCUGCUUCCCUCCCGUUCCUCUGCUCCAACUCCGCGCCUUUCGUGGAAGAAGUCGCAACCGACUACUCGGUAUUUCCGCGGGUCAACGCCAGUGCCAAUGGCGUGACAUUCGAGGGUUUGCGCGACCACAUGGCAUUCCGGUUCAUGGGAAUCCCGUUUGCCCAGCCUCCUGUGGGUGAUCUGCGUUUCAAGUAUGCACAGGAAUGGACCGGCUCUUAUGUCAAUGCCACCAAAUAUGGUCCCGCUUGUAUGCAGACCGGCUGGUACGAUGGAAACAGCUAUGGCCUCAAUCCUUGGGGCAACAGCGAGGACUGUCUACAUCUAAAUGUGUAUACCCCCUCUCUCCCAUCGUCGGGAAGUUCACGCAGACCUGUCAUGCUUUGGAUCCAUGGGGGUGGUCAGGCCCAGGGAACAGGCGCCGACUCCACAUUCGAUGGUGACAGUUUCGUUAGCCGUAACGACGUGGUUCUCGUUACCAUCAACUACCGAUUAAACAUCUUCGGAUAUCUCAGUCUGGAUGACGACGUGGUUCCGGGCAACUGCCAGCUCACGGACAAAAUUGAGGCGCUCAAAUGGGUUCAGAAAUACAUCACGGCCUUUGGGGGCGACCCUGAGAAUGUCACGGUUUUCGGCCAGUCUGCCGGAGCUUCGUCCGUCAUCGACCUUCUCACGACUCCCAAGGCUAAUGGGCUCUUCCAGAAUGCCAUUGCACAGUCCAUCGCAGGCCACGUGGAAACCUCCAAUGCGUCAGCCGCUGCCAUCCUGCCGUCUAUUCAGCCAUUGUGCAACAGCACCGGCACGGAGCGUCUGAGAUGUUUGCAGUCUCUUUCUGCUGAGACCCUCCUCAACAUCAGUUCUGUCGCGACCUGGGACACUGUGAUCGACGGGAUCUAUAUUCUGGACUACCCUGUUGCCCAGGUUGCGAAGGCCGUUAUCAACAAGGUGAACUUCCUGACUGGCUACAUGCCGGAAGAGGCGCAAUCGAUCCUCCAAACCACCAUCUCCCCCAAUGCCACCAGCUUCAAUGCCUCCCUUCAGACGCUGGUCGGCACCGACUCCAUCACCGAAGCUCAAGUCCAGGCGAUAUUCUCCUCGCAGCUAUGGGCCAAGUACGACAGCCCUUACAAUGCCACCGUGCAUGUCGACUCGCCAGCUGGAAUGACCUGCUACUCGAAGGAAUUCGCCGAGGCAGGUGCUGCCUCCCACGCCUACAAGAGCCUCUACGUCUAUCUCCACCAACGUGCCUACGGACUCAAUUACUACGACUGGUACGACCUGUGCACUUACCCCGUCGGCGAGCCCGACACGCCGUACUACCGCUGUCACUCCGGAGAUCUCUACGAGGUCUUUGGAACAUACUACUUAUUUGACCAGCCCGUCCGCAGCAACGAGGACAUCUACUAUACCAACAUGGUGCAGGAUAUGUGGGCCUCGUUCGCUCGCUCGGGCAAUCCCAAUGUCGAGAGCAGCUACCUCCGUGCCCGAGGAUACUCCAGCACACUCCAGUUGACAUCCAGAUGGAACUGGGUGGAGUACACGCCGAAUAGCGCUAAGGUGGCUAACCUUCAGUAUCCCCAGCCUUCCUUAUCGACGUUGCCAUACUUGGAGGAAUGUACUGUCUUGGGCCUUGAUCACACCAACUAAGUAAUUGGGGAGUUUACUGUAGCCGACAAUCACAGCAUACCAUCAGACCGAUCGAUUCAGCGGGUGUCUAGCUUCAGCUGCGACCUCCGGGAUCAAUAUCAGACUGUUUGUUCCCGCUGUCAUUCCGUUCAUGGUUAACAGACCCGGAAGUAAUUAGAAUAGAACUGACCACCGUGUCCUAGAUAUGUGAGAAUGAGUUAAAUGAAUCCACUACUUACUGUUUCA